AUGCAAGGACCACCCCGGAAAAUCCCACGCCUGAACGCCACUAACGGCCCGUCCGCCGCCGCACGCUGGCAGGCAGUGGUCAACCGGGAUGCACAAGCGACCUUCUUCGUCUAUGCCGUCCUCACGACCAAGAUUUACUGCCGGCCGUCAUGCCCGGCUCGUCUUGCUCGACGAGCCAACGUCAGUUUCUACGACACACCCUCGGACGCGGAGAAGGCCGGCUUCCGGCCCUGCAAGCGCUGUAAACCACAGAACCUGCAGGAGGCUAAUCCCCAGAUCCUAUUGAUACAGAGGGCCUGCGAGACCAUCCAGUCCCAGAUCGAAUCCGGUUCGAAGCCCAUCCUCCGGAACCUGGCGGACGAGGCGAAUCUCACGCCCAGCUAUUUCCAUCGCCUGUUUAAGAGGAUCAAAGGCGUCACGCCGGGACAGUAUGCGGCCCUGGUCUUAAGCCAAAGUGGUGGGGAGUCAUUGGAUGAGAACACGCCCACCGGGAACCUCACGACCUGCGGGCCUUGGGCGUUAGACAUUUCGCGUGACCCUUCCAUACCCGACACCUUGGAUGGCGUUGAUGUCGCGAACGGUGGAGACGUUGGGCUCUGGAACGAUUUCGACGUUUUGAUAGCCGCCGAGGCUACCUGGAACGGUGGGCACUGGAUUGGAUGA
Molecule: messenger RNA, 663 nt
Organism: Aspergillus steynii IBT 23096
Lineage: Eukaryota; Fungi; Ascomycota; Eurotiomycetes; Eurotiales; Aspergillaceae
Gene: mpt
Product: putative DNA repair and transcription factor Ada
Exons: 2
Coding region: 1-663 (220 amino acids)
Biological process (GO): regulation of DNA-templated transcription; DNA repair
Molecular function (GO): methyltransferase activity; sequence-specific DNA binding; zinc ion binding
Source: RefSeq, a predicted model, not a curated record